GGAGCGCGCGGGCGGCGGACACUCGCCCCGCCGGGCCCUGCGCGCUCCGCCCGGCCGGCCCGAGCGCUGACCUCGGAGGCCGCACGGCCGGUGGCCAGCGCCGCGCGGGCGGGUCCUGCAGGCCGCGGGCCCGGGCGGCGCGGACGCCCGCGGAGUCCGCGCGGCGAGCGCACGGGCGGCCCGCGGAGGCGCCGCCGGGGCGAAAGCCCGGAGGGCGGCGGGCGGAGGUGGUAUCUGAAAACUAGACAAUGUGCCUCAGUAGAAGUUGUUGCUUUCUCCAUCGCCCAGCACCCAUAGCAGUGCCCGCCACACCCUUGUCUUGAGAACCUCAUGAGGUUUUCAGGUCUUCCAUGAAGAAAGUCUUGGCCUAAGAGAGGAUGUAGCACCCGCCUGUGACCUGGAGUUGUUCUUCACCCCUGAGAGCUGUGUGCCGACGGCGGCAUGCUUCCUGCCUUGCCCCUGUGAGGAGGCGACCCGCUGCCAGCCGGCACUGCCUGUUGACUAGGCCACUCCAGUGCACUGGCUCUCACCAGCAUCUAGCCAUGGGGGAUAUGAAAACUCCGGAUUUUGAUGAUCUUCUGGCUGCCUUUGACAUCCCAGAUCCCACCAGCCUUGAUGCAAAGGAGGCCAUCCAGACACCCAGUGAGGAGAACGAGAGUCCCCUGAAGGCACCUGGCAUGUGCAUGGAGGAGGCUGUAUCCUUGGUCCACGCGGGGGCCACCUCUGAUGUUCCGGCUGUGAGUGUCAUCGUCAAGAACACCAGCCGCCAGGAGUCCUUUGAGGCGGAGAAGGAGCACACUGCUCCCAGCAUCCUGCACAACGGCUUCCGGAGUACAGAGCUGCCCGCAGACCCCCACGGCCUGGGGCACGACUGUGGGAAGUUUGAGGCGGCCUUUAUGAACGGCGACAGUAGCCGGACUGUCUCUGGCAAACUGGAGCCUGCAAAGUCGGAGCCUCUGCCCACCUUUGACCAGUUCAGCCCCAUCUCCAGCCCAGAGCCUGAUGGUGCCGUCAAAGAUAAUGGGUUUGGGGGAAAGGCCAAGCACCCCGACAGUUACUUCCCAACCCCGCCCGGGUGCGGGUCUGUGGCGGGGCCUGUUCUCGAGGCUCUGGCCAAGUUCCCCGUGCCGGAGCUGCACAUGUUUGAUCACUUCUGUAAGAAAGAGCCAAAGCCAGAACCACUUCCCCUGGGGAGCCCGGAGCAGUGUGAGCGAGGCGGCCAGAAGGCUGAGUCCCACAAGGAGCUGGAUGCAGGUCGGAUCUUUGGGGAGGCCUUGGAGCUCAACAGCCACACCGGGAAUAGUACUGGGGAGUCCAGGAGCCUGGCCCCGGAGCUCGCGUCCUGCUCGUCGGUACCCCCCCGCCAGCGGCUCAAGCCAGCUCAUUCCAAACUCUCGUCUUGUGUGGCAGCGCUGGUGGCCCUCCAGGCCAAAAGGGUGGCCAGUGUCACCAAGGAAGAGCAGCCGGCCCCACCCAAGGAUCCUUCAGGGCCCAUGAAAGAGGCCUCCAAAGGUAGCCCCAAGAUGCCCAAGUCACCGAGGAGUCCCCGCAGCCCGCUUGAGGCCGCCAGGAAGAGCGCGAAGCCCUCAGAUAGCCCGCGGAGCAUCUGCAGUGAUGGCAGCAGCAAGGGGUCCCCACCGGCAAUCCCCAAAGUUAGAAUCAAAACCAUCAAGACGUCAUCAGGCGAGAUCAAACGGACCGUCACGAGGAUCCUGCCCGAUCCUGACGAUCCCAGUAAGUCCCCCGUGGGGUCACCGCUGGGGAGUGCCCCGAAUGAGGGUCCAGAGGAGGAGGCCCCCCGUCCGCCUGGGGUGGAAGGCUCUCCGGAGGCGGGCCCCACUUUAGGAAGCCCUGCGGGUGACAGGAAGGGGGACGGGAGCCUGAGCCAGGCAGGCACCUCCCCUUCUCCCUGCAGCAGCUCUGGGGCCCGCACCACCAAGGGGGCUGCUAAGAAGCCCCCGCAGAGUACCGGGCUGCAGGCAUCUACCCCGGGACCUGCCAAUCUGCUGCCCAAAGCUGUGCACCUGGCCAAUCUAAACCUGGUGCCUCACAGUGUUGCCGCCUCCGUCACAGCCAAGCCUUCGGCGCAGCGGCGCGGGCAACCGCAGCCCACGCAGAUGUCCGUGCCCCUGGUCCACCAGGUGAAGAAGGCCGCCCCGCUGGCCGUGGAGGCCUUCAGCAAGGUUCUGCACAGCUCCAACCCUGUGCCCGUCUACGCACCCAAUCUCAGCCCGCCUGCUGAGAGCAGGAUCCAGGUGCCGGCCUGUGGCCACUGCUGCCUGGAGUGCGGGGACGCCUUCGCCUUGGAGAAGAGCCUGAACCAGCACUAUGGCCGGCGCAGCGUCCACAUCGAGGUGCUGUGCGUGCCCUGCUCGCAGACGCUUCUCUUCUUCAACAAGUGUAGCCUGCUGCGGCACGCCCGUGAUCACAAGAGCAAGGGCCUCGUCAUGCAGUGCUCCCAGCUGCUGGUGAAGCCCAUCUCCGCUGACCAGAUGUUUGUGGCGACCCCCGCCAGCUCCCCUGUGCCGGCGCCCCCAGCUGCCACCUCCCCCAAGCCCAGCCUACCUUCGGCCAGUGCCAGCUCCUCACUACCGGCCUUGCCGCUCUACCCGGACCCCGUGAGGCUCAUCCGGCAUGGGGUCAAGUGUCUGGAGUGCCAGCGGCAGAUGCGUGACUACAUGGCCAUGGCGGCCCACUUCCAGAGGACCACGGAGGAGACGGAGGGGCUGACCUGCCCUGUGUGCCAGAUGCUGCUGCCCAACCAGUGCAGUUUCUGCGCCCACCAGCGGACGCACGCACACAAGUCCCCCUACUGCUGCCCGGAGUGUGGAGUCCUGUGCCGCUCGGCCUACUUCCAGACCCACGUAAAGGAGAACUGUUUGCACUACGCCCGGAAGGUGGGCUACAGGUGCAUCCAUUGCGGGGUUGUGCACCUGACCUUGGCCUUGCUGAAAAGCCACAUCCAGGAGUGGCACUGCCAGGUUUUCCACAAAUGUGCAUUUUGCCCCAUGGCCUUCAAGACCGCCAGCAGCACUGCAGAGCACAGCUCUUCCCAGCACCCCAGCCAGCCUCACAAGCCUUCCCAGCUCAUCUACAAGUGCUCCUGUGAAAUGGUCUUCAACAAGAAGAGGCACAUGCAGCAGCAUUUCUACCAGAAUGCCAGCACGGCGCAGGUGGGCGUCUUCAAGUGCCCCGAGUGCCCCCUCCUGUUCCUGCAGAAGCCGGAGCUCAUGUUGCACGUCAAGAGUGUCCACGGGGUUCCUCGGAAUGUGGACGAGCUGUCAAACCUCCAGGCUUCGUCAGACCCGUCCUCCAGCCGCCCUGGUUCUCGGGAUCCUGCCGAGCCUCCGGCCCCCAGCGUGGCUUCCCGAGGGAGCUCCCUGCCCUCCAGCCGCUGGGGCCGGCCCGAAGCCCAUCGCAGGGCCGAAGCCAGGCCCCGGCUGCGGUCCACGGGCUGGACCUGCCCGGAGUGCCAGGAAUGGGUCCCUGACCGGGAGAGUUAUGUGUCCCACAUGAAGAAGAGCCACGGACGGACGCUGAGGCGCUACCCCUGCCGGCAGUGCGAGCAGUCCUUCCACACCCCCAACAGCCUGCGCAAACACAUCCGCAACAACCACGACACCGUGAAGGAGGAGUAUGUGUGCGGGUAUUGCACCGAGGACAGCCCCAGCUUCCCUCGGCUCUCGCUCUUAGAGAGCCACAUCAGCCUUAUGCACGGGAUCAGGAACCCUGACUUGAGCCAGUCGUCCAAAGCCAGAGCCCCCGGUGGACAGCCCCCUCAGGUGAACCAUCGGAAAAGACCCGUCAGCGGGGUGGGGGGUGCCCCAGGCACCAGCAAUGGCCUGACGGUCUCUUCCACCAAAAGGCCCAAGUCCCUUUUCCAGUGUGCGAAAUGUAGCUUUGCCACAGACUCAGGGCUUGAGUUCCAGCGCCACAUACCUCAGCACCAGACAGACAGCUCCACGUCCCAGUGCCCCUUCUGCGCCCUGUGCUACACCUCUGCCAGCUCCCUCAGCCGCCACCUCUUCAUCGUCCACAAGGUGAGAGAUCAGGAGGAGGAGGAGGAGCCGGAGGCGGGCUCUGCAGAGGAGGUGGCUGUGGACCCCAGGGAGAAUGGACUGGAAGGAUGUGCUGCUGAGCCCUUGGCGGGCGGCUCCGAGGCCAGGCGCUCCGUGGGCCCAGGUUCCCAGGAGGACGGUGCUCCGGCCGCUCAGAGCCAACCACAGGCCCCUCAGGACCAGGACAGCGGUGCUCCAUCCCCUCAGGUGUGACCGAGGCUGUCGGGCCUGUGCUGAGGCGCACCCUGGUCACGUGUCCAGUGGGAGGUUGAGGUCCUGCCCCUGUGUGAGAGUGGCCUGGAGCAGGCGUGGGGUGGGGUCACCUGAGGACCCUCGCCGUCCUGGACUUGCUUCUGUUAUUUAUGGCUUUGUGCUGCUUCUUGGUACCCCGAGUCUGGUCUGUGCCCCUCCAUGCCCCGGCUGCCCUGGCGUAAGUGGUCUCGCCCCAGUGCUGUUGCCGCGGUUGGGAGCCCCAGUGGCCGUGCCCCUCUCUAGGGUGCUGCUGUAGCCUCCUGCCAGGGCCUCCUAGAGUGCUUAUGGCCCGCCGCUGGCCUCUGUUGCUCCCUUGGAGCUGGGAAGGGGGUGAGGGUGCUCCUGUUGGCUCUGAUUCUUUCUCCCCAAAGAGAAUCGUCCUGACAGCUCCCAGGUGUGGGGGUGGCGCUGGGGGGCAGUGAGGCGGCCGCGGGCAGGCCCUCCCUGGAGCUGCAAUCUUGCUCCGCCUGCUCCUGCUCAGAUGGGGUGUCUGUGCCCUGGUCCUGGGCUCUCAGGCUGCCACCCCGGCCACUCCUGUUGCUCAGACCGUAUUUCAAAUAAAAACAUCUUCCUACCAUGCAGGGAGGCUCCUGUAUUCCUCUCCAGCUGAGCCGGGGCCUGCCCAAGGAGCCUGGUGCCCCUCACUGCCCCGUCCCUGAGCUGCUUCCCUCUGCGCUCAAGAGCCUCUGGAGAUGUCUGAGGGGGAGGGGUCUGGUGACACGGACAGGAGGGCCGCUUGGGACUCUCUGGUAUCUCUGUCUCCUCCACGUAGCUCACCAUCUGGAACAUGUUUCCAGUGAGGGAGGGCUGGCAGGAGGAACCCUAUGGUGUUCGUGAAGAGUUCAAGAGACCCUGGUGUCACCAUGGCUGCCAGUUCUGAUGUGGCAAGACUGGGACAAGCAGGGGCAGGCUAGACUGGCUUUUCGCUAAUGGGAGAGUUGGGGGGAGCCAGCUGUGUGGUUAGGCCGCGACCUCUAACCCAAGCAGCCUGCCCGCCCAGGCAGGAUGGGAAUGGGGCCUGACAUAGCAAGGGGGUGCUGGCCGAGGCCUUAGGGUGACCUUUCAAAGGAGGCAUUGAAUAUCAGUGAUAAAUUAUUAAGGCAGAUAAAUAUGCCUGACCUUUCCACAAUUGAAAAAAGAAAUCUGUUUGCUUCCUCUAGCAAAUGCCAGGUCCUUCACGGACAUGCUAAUGCUUGCCUUGGUUUCUGGGGGCCUUUGGUAUAGGGCCUGUGCCUCGCCAGCCCAUGUCAGAGGCAGAGUCUAGGGGGCUGGAAGGCAUGUACCACAAGGUUGUGUGGACACAACCUCUGGAGGAAGGGGAUGGAGGGCUCUUGGUCGCCCACGCUCCUGACCCCAGAUCCGUCUCCUUCCUGGAAUGGGGUGGAGUGGUAAGAAUGUCUGGGUAUCCUCAGCCAGGAGAGGCAAGCAGCAGCGUGGGGUGACCUGCCCCAGGCCAUGAGGUGCUGGAAUACGAUCACCCUGUCCGGGUCCCAGCUGCAGAUGCGGGUUGCCAGCCUUGAGUGACCAGGGCUCCCUGCGGCCACUGAGUGGGAGCAAGAAGGCGCGCACUGCCCACUCUCUCCCAGCCUGCGGCCUCUUGCUGACAUUCCCAGCGGUUCCUUGGUCCUCAGUGGCUGCCCGAGGCCUGGCCCACCUGCCUCUCCGGAGUGUGAUGUCAGUGGCCGUCUCUUCCCUCCCCUGUGACUUGGGUACCCCCGACUGUCAGGUCCUCUUCUGAGUCCAUCUGUGCCUUGUCACCCAGAGAAGACCAGGUGCACACACUGUGUCUUCUGCCCUUUUCACUCUCACGGGGACUCACCUGUCAUCGCUGGGGCCUGUCCCAGGUGCAGCUGUCCAGCUGUCGAGGGGAGCACGUCCUUGGAUGGUUUUGUGGUCUUGUUGUCAGGAGAGAACAAUUGCUUCAAUGAGCGCUGAGCUGCACCCCUGGCGGCUGCUGCGCUGAUCCAGUUCCACAGAUAAGGCCUCACCCUCUCGACGGCUACAGCCCUGUCAGUCCUGGCGGAUGGUCUUCAUUUCCCUGACCGCUUUAUCUGUAAAAUGAUCUGCGGCCUUGCUGGGAGCUAACUGGUGUAGAGAGAACCGUUCCCUUAACGCAUGUCAACAGUCUGGCCUGUGAGCACGUCCCAGCUGUUUCCCACCAGACCAACACAUGUUGCCUCCCCCCAAAAUCGAGCCCCCGACCGUCACCCCCUGCUCGCUGUAUUCACUGUACAGUCAGCACCGGGCACGCUUGCUUUUACUUAUUAAAAAAGAUUUAAAAAAAACUGCGUAUACAUGAUAAGAUGUUGAGACUUUACAGAGUGGAAAGCGAGCUUCCCGCCGGCAGUCAGCCCUCCGAGCCCUGUCCCCCUCGCGCGACUCACUGUUAUCUUGUGUACCCUUUACGAGCAAUUCUAUGCAUUUAUAAGUUUAUAAAUAUGUAUAUUUAUAUAUCUAUUUUUAAUACAAAUGGUAGCAUUCUAUACACAGUAUUCUGAAGCUCAGGUUA
This is a messenger RNA of Sorex fumeus (smoky shrew), 6819 nucleotides long. RefSeq names its product zinc finger protein 592 (gene ZNF592). The record is from RefSeq and is a predicted model, not a curated record. NCBI's taxonomy places the organism in Eukaryota, Metazoa, Chordata, Mammalia, Eulipotyphla, Soricidae.